GCCGUGCGGCUCCGGUGCGGACAGCAAGGCGGCGGCAAGUAGGGGUUUGGGGGGGGGCGCCCCGCUAACGGAUGGGGGGGGAGGCGGCGGAGGGGGGGGGGCGCUGCGCAACCCGUGCGGGGCGGUGGGAUCGCCAUCACCCCGAGCAGCGUUUGAGCCCCGGUAACGGCGCGGGGUGUGACAGCCGCUGCCGGCGGGGGGGGCACUGCGGCUGCGGGUGUGCGCCGCCCUCGUGGGGUCUCCGGCGGUUUUUUGGCCGUUUUUGGCCGUUUUCUUGGCGGCAGGUGGGGCCGGGGGCUGCGGCACGAGGGGGGGGGCUGCGCCUCCUCCUCCUUCCCCCCCCCGCUGCCAUCUUCUGCAGCCGCUCUGCGCGGAGGGGCGGCGGGGAUGGAGGGGGGGCUGCGCUGAAACGGGGGGGAAAAAAGGGAAAAAGAAUGAAAAACGGAUUCAUUUUGGGGGGUCCGGGGGGGGGUCCGGCCGUGGGGUGCGCCCCAUCCCCGCCCACAUCCAUCCUAUGGGCGCCGGCUGCUCCCUGACAUCCCCCCCCCCAUAUCCCUUUUAUCCCCGUAUCUCCCGUUCGGAACGCUGAAGGCGUUUCCUUUGGCGGUUCGAUUUGUUCCCUUUAUGCUCCAUCAGAACCGCUCCCACCUUCGCGGAGGGCGUGAAAAUGCAUUUCCUUUAGGAACCAGAAAUCACCCAACCCGGUUACGCUUUGUUACCCCCCCUUUCCCCCCCCCCACUCCGUGAGAUGCCCGGGGGGGGGGGAAGGCGAGGUGUGGGCUGAGCCACCUGCAGCACAUGGAGCAUCCCGGGGGGUGAUGCACACCCGGUACGGGCAUUGGGUUUCCUCGUUGCCCUGCCCUGGGCUAAUGGUGUGCAGAGGAUGCUCGGCUGCUUCCCUCUGCGUGCCUGUAGGGGUGGAGGCUCGUAGCGGUUCUUUGGGAUGGAGCUGCAGCAUUUGGGGUUUGCUUUUGGAGCCGUGGGUUGGUGCUUUGGGGCUGUGCUCCGUGAGGUCCGAGUGCUGCAGGGUUGGGUCUUAGGGCAGCUCCGUCUCGAAGGCAGAGCUUAAAAUGAAAGCCCUCCAGUGCUGUGGGUCUGUCAUCUGGUGCAGCAGUGAGCAGACGCUGAGCCCUGGGAAACCUGGGCUCAAUCAGAUCUGCCUGUGUUAAUGAGUGAAAGUGCAAGGCGUGCUGGCUGUGGUUGGAAGCCCUGCCGCUCCAGCCCUGCUCUCGCUGCCCAGCAGCAGCUUCCAGCUGCACUCGGUGCAAGAGUGCCAUCCAUGCGAAGGUGGGAGGUGGGCUGCGGGGGGGGUGAGGGGCUGUUUGCUGUGCCCGGAAUGGGGCAGGUGGCACUGCGGAUCAGAUGGGGACUUUUGUUCUUCUUCACCAGCUGGGAUGAAGGCAGAAGCAACAGGAGCUCUGUGUGCCCCUUGGGAGCCCCCCAGGAGGGGAUGCAGGUGAUAAAUGGGGCUGCAAGCCUGGAGUAUGGGCUGGGCUCUGCACGUGCGAGGCAACAGUGUGGGCUUUUGUCUCUCCCUCCCUCAUUACUCACCCUUUUAAAAUACUGCCUGAAGUAAUGACGGUGCUAAUUUGGGCUUCCUCCCCUGCCUUGUUGCCUCCUGUGGCCCCGGGCAGCCUCGCUGCUCCGUUCCAUGCCCUCUGUGCUGAACAAACCUCGGCUCCACAGCACCCAGGUGGGACGAGCAGAUGUGGUUUUUGCCAUCCUGAGCAGCAGUGCUGCAGCUCUCCUCCUUUUCCUUCCUCAAAGCCCCGGGGAAGCAGCUCUGUGCUGCUUUUAGGAGACCACCCCUCCCUGGAUGAAAAUGAGGGCAGUGUGACACAGCUGCUGCCCUUUCCCUGCUGCUGGAUGCACUUAGGGACACCUGGUGCAGCUGUAAGGUGGGUGUCCUCUGGUGCCCCUCCGUCCCCUUUCAGAGCACCCUCUGUUUGCCCGUGCCUGCUGCAUCCUCACCCUCUCCCAUUUGGAUUUGCUCAGCCAGGAACCAGAGCAGAAAGCCACGUUUCAGACGCUUUGGAGGUGGCACCUCUGCCACUUCUUGGGACAGCCCAUCACAUCAGCACGGGGGUACCACACUGCCCCGAUGCUUCCAGCUGUGCUUGGCUGUGUGCCUGGCAUCACUGCUGGAGACCCUCAGGGUGCAGCAUUCAGCCUCCCACCCGCAUCCCUUUGGGUUUGCAGCGUGCUGGGGGGGGGUUGGAUGGGAGAGGUGCCUGGGAUGGCCGUUCCCUUGUUUCCCAAUAGCAAUGCUGUUGUGAAGCUUGAGGAGAGCUGCAGCUUUGGGUUUGUGUUUGAGCAGAGCGAGGGGAUUCUGCCAACCCUAUGCGCCACUGAGGCUCUGCCGUUGGGAGGGCUGCUAAUUUCUCUGUAGCAACCUAACAGCGCUCUGACACUCGAUGAACCGGUCGAGAGAGAAUCGGGGCGCUGCCUGCUGCCCAGCUCCGGUGUUUCCCACUCUGCUUUGCCUCGUGUGCUGCCCCGCAGCCAGGUGGAUGGGAGCACCUCCCCUGCUGCCCUCAGCGCUGCCGAUGUGCCGGGAGAAAGGCAGCAGCUCCCAGCGGAUCUCUUAAUUGCAUUGCAUUGAGAUGCCAUCUAGAUGGCUUUCUAGGUUUUUCUGCCCCUCCGGCAGUCCCUCCUCCCCCCUCAGGUUGAGCGUGGUGUUUGGGCUCAAGGCAGGCUGGCACCGUCCCUGGGGUUUGCAGGCACAGCCCUGCAGCAGCAGAACAUGCGGGUUGCUGGCAGGGCCCUGCCUGCCCGUGGAGACAGAAAAGAAAGGAGGAAACCGCAGGAGCUGGAUUGCUGAUCCAUGCCGAGCAACGCGGGGAUGUCCCCAUUCAGCUCACAGCGGUGCUGGAUGGAGCCAUGGGAUCCCACUCAGUGGCAGGCAGCCCUGCUGUGCCCUCACUGACUGCACUGCUGCCCGUUCUGUGCAGCCCUCCAUCCCAAGCGGGCUUUGCAGGCGGCCUUGGGGGUUUGGUGGGUGGAACGUUGUGGCCCUUGAGGAAGCCUCGUGCAGGAACAGGGAUCCUGAUGGGUGUGGAGGGAUCGAACGUGGCAGGGUGGGCCUCCGUGUGCGAGCUGGAGCUUUGUUUCACGUGGAUUUCAUCGGUGCUGAAGUCAGCUGCUGCCAAGCGAUGCUCCUCGAGCUGCUCAGGUCUAAGGGAGUCUCCUCUGGGAGCCUUGAGUCGGGGUCCGGCUCAGCGCCGUGCGUGUUCCUGCUGGCCUGGAGGUCUGCUUUUAUGGCACCAUCUUCAUUGCAAUAAGUGUUGGGGAUGCACUUCCAAAGCUGGGAGCGGAGAAGCUGGGGGUGUUCGGGGCAGUGGAAUUCUUCCCUGCAUUUCUCCUUGUGUCUGAUCCGGGCUUGGCUGAGGUCCUGCGUGCAUUGGCAUGGCUUUGCUGUGAAGGUGUGUCAGCUCUGCGGUCCGCAGGCAGCUCUGCUCCUUCUUUCCCUCUAAUGCUGCUCCCCGGGAGCUCUGCGGUGCAGAACACAUCUGGCCAGCUGUGCGCCUUGGCAGCUGAGCACAUCUGGCGAAGUGAAGGUGUCGGGCAGGGAGCAAAGCGCUGGGGAAGCGAUCCCUGCUGUAACGUGGGUGGGUGGGGAUGCUGAGCUCUCAGCAGGGAUGCGAUGAGAUGGGUGUGGAAUGGGGGUGAGGAGAGGGCCGGAGAGGUGAAAUGAAGUCAGCUGGGGGCUGAGGAGGGAUGCACGUCCUGGCCUCUCCUUUGAGCCCCGUGUAGCAGUAGCAGUGGGUGUGGGAGCCCCUGGAAGCCUUGAGGUGAUGGGCGGCACAUCUGUAUGGCUGUGCUGGGCUUCUGGAUGGCAGAACGGCCCUGUGCUGGUUUGCAGAACUGAAGGUGAGUGUGUGCGUGGUGCAUGAGGUCAGGGUGUUUGGGGGGGGCGUGUGUGCAGAAUGGGGCUCUCCCAGCAGCACAGGUAUCCCAGCAGGGCGAGCUGCUACAUCUGUCUCUUUCCAGCCCCUGCAGCUCAGGGCUGUGUCUCAGUGCAGCUGGCAGGAGGAGCCUUUGCUGUAAGAAUGCCUUUUCUCUGCAGUCAUACCCUGCCGUGGUGUGCUCAGAAGCAAAGCAAACAACACAGAGCUGCAGGUAGAGCUCACGUUCCGUUCUCAGUGCUGAGCCACCUCGUGUGCAAAGUGCUGACUGCCCUGGGCUGGUGCUGAGUGUUUUAUUACCCUUCCUCUGCACAUCCUGCAUGCAACGGGAUGAGCACUGCUGGGACUCGGUUACCUUUGUGGGGGAGGGCUGUGAUGGGGCUGGAUUGCACAGCUGUGUCGCACAGCUGCACGUGGUGUGAGUGAGCCCAGGGCUGGGAUUUAUCCAAAGGCAGAACCGCCUUUUGUGGUUCACUUUCUGCUCCUCCUGACUCUGAACUCAAGGGCAGCCUUUACCCCACUGAGUUGGGUGCUGUGAAGUUACCUCCUGGCGUGGCUUUCACCUGCUGCAUCCUCAGCGUGGCAGAGGUGCUGCCUGGAGGGGUUUGUAGCAGUGUGGCUUUUACCAAUGGGCUGAUCCAAAUUGGGCAGGGAGCUCCAUGCUGUGCCUUGGCUUUGCAUGGCAUGGUCAUGGGGAGCCUGGUGGGCACGAGGGAGUGCUAAAUGCUGCUGCUGGGUGCAGAGGGGAUCGAGUGAACGCUCCAGCCACACACAUGCACGCUGUCCCAUGGCCUUCUUCCCCAUCCAUCUUCCCUGUUCCUGUCCUGUUUCAGAUCUCAUGGGCAGAGCAGUGCUGCAGGAGCUGUGCUGGGCAUGCAGGAUUGCUCCCUUUGGAGCUGCAUCUGCAGCACUGCUGAGCUGCUGUCAGUGCACCUCGUUGGGUGAAGGCUUUGCAGCCUGCUUUGCAUGCAUUUUGCCUUUUCCCUCAUUCUUUGCUGGCUGAAUUACCUCCUCCCUCCCCUCCAGGCUAAGAGAGGAAGGGAGUUAUGAAUACUGUGUGAUGUGAAAGCACUUCUUAAUGCUUAAUCUCCCAAAUAUGUCAGUGCUUUUAUUGUGCCUAAUAAUAGGGUUUAUUGUCAUGGUUGUCUGAGGUCCCUGCUUGGCUCCGGAACGUAUUGCUUUGGUUAUUCUUGCUCAUGGAGGGCUUUUUGAUUCCCUGGGUCUGUGUGCUCCGUCAGCGUCCAGGAGCCUCUUGGUGCUUGUGGGAAGGUCUUCAUGGGAGCAUUUGGUGCUGUGGCUGCAGCAGCGUCUGUGCUUGGUUGCAAAGUGCCUUGGCUGCACUCAUUGGAGCAGCCUGGGUGUGAGAGAUGGGGAGAGCUGUGGGGUUGCAGCGCCUUUGCCUUGCUGCUGCGUGCUCUGAGCACCAGAGCAGCACCAGCACCUCCCAGCAGCUGCUCCUUGCCUUGGUAAGGUGUGACAAAGCACUGCUUGUGGCUCGAGGUGUGGCCAGAGCCUGUUGUGAUGCUCUGUGCUCGUGGGCUGCAAUAGGAAGCAGUAAGGCUGCAAUACGGGCAGCAUGGUUCCUUCCAGCCUUUGUGUCGGUGGUUGCAGGGAGGCUGUGACCUUACACAGCAUGAAUGGGUCCCCGGUAACCGGAGAGCAGGAGCAAUAUUAUUUUAGGCAAGAAGUGAGGCUGUCCUUCAUACCUAUCAUACGUGUGACAGCAGUGCUGCAUUUAGAGCUGAAAGGGGAGAAAACCCCGGAGGAGUUUGAUUGCACCUCAUUUAUUUUUAACAGAUGUAUGGGGAAGAUUGAGCCCAAAUUCCUCAGCUCGGGGCAGCCUUAAAUGUGGACAAUCCUGGCAGUUGAUCCCCGUGGAAAGGGAGCUGGGCACAGUGUGGGCUUCCAGCUCACUGCUGUGAGGGUCAGGUAACUUGGCUGCAAGAUGGCAGAACCACACCAGGAUAUCACCACCGUGGAGGAGCAGGAGAGGCAGCACGUCCCCUCAGGCUAUCCCCUUCAGAUUCCAGUCGAUGAUGGAUCGGAUGAGCCUGUUUCUGAAACAUCUGACGCUAAGAGCACCCCAACUACAGAAGAUGCCACAGCACCUUUAGUAGAGGAAGGAGACCAAGAGGAUCAGCACGGGGAGAUCCCAGAAGGAACCACAGCUGAAGAGGCGGGCAUAGGAGCCACCCCCAGCCUGGAGGACCACGCUGCAGGAGAUGCUGCUCAAGCUCCAGGGGAGCCCAGCUCUCCAAAGCUGCAGCCUGGCCCUAAGGAGCGCGUGGGAGACGUGAUUAAAGGGGGCGGCCAGCCCAUGGAGCAGCUAGCUGGCGUUCCUCGGGAGCCACAGGAAGCAAAGCCUGCAGCUGCAGCCCCCACCAGGAUUGAGGUCACUAUCCCAAUACCCCUGGAUAUGUACCAGGAUGUCAGACCAGCUGAGGACAGCAAUGAGCUGUGGGACCGUGGGGGCAGAGAAGGCAUUGGUGUGGAUCCGGCGCUGGGAAAGGAGUUGGGUGCUGUGUGCCCCGUGGGGCUGGCAGGAGCAGGGGGCUCCCAUGCCUCCCGUAGUGCAGAUGGGCCAACUCCUUUAUGUACUGGAGCCCCACGAGAAGAAGGCACCAGCAGAUGGGAAAGAGAUGAGCACCGUGAUAUGGAUGAAGCUUCUCAGCAGGGUUUGCUUGGCCUGGUGGGACAGAGUGUUUCUCCAGGACCCAAAGCAACCGAGGAAGCUCUUAAAGAAGGAGAAAGCAAGUCCAGAGGUGCCCUCGGAGACACAGAGAGAGAGGCACUCCUUGGUGAAUCCGAAGCACGUAAAGCAGAAGACCAAGGGGAGAGACAGCAGCUGCAGGGGGAGGAAUCAUACCCAGAUGUCACCUCAUCAGAGCCUUCUGAGACCCAAACUGAAGGGGCAGGAGGGGAUGCUGGACCCUUCGUGGAAGCAGCCAAACCCCCCGUUGGGUUAAAGGAUGGCGGGGAAGACAGAGAUGCUGCUGUGGAAGAGGCAGUGCUGGGUACAGGAGGGUGCCGGACGCCCAAGAAGAAGCCUGGUGCUGCAGAUAGAGCAGUCAGUCGUGUUCCUCUCCUGAAAGCUCGUAUUGAUAGCAAAGACAAGGAAGGGGCUGAAACUGAUGAAAAGAAACCGAAGAAAUCCUCACCCUGCACUGCCAAACCCCCAGGCGAUAGAGCCUCCAUCCCUCCCCACCGACACACCUCCUCUAGCACAGCCCCUCCGAAAUCUCCCUCCAGCCCUGCAUCCACCUCUAAACGAGUCACACCCCGACCCGCCAGUACGGGAACGCAUGAAACAAAGGCCAAGGGCCAGGAGAUGAGGGGUGGCACAAAGCCGGCCACGCCGCGCUCCGCAGCCGGGCAGGCACAGAGGAACUCCAGCAACGCCACCCGCAUCCCAGCAAAAACCCCCACGGCCCCCAAGACCCCUCCUGGCUCUGGCAGAAAGGAGCAGAAAAAACCACCGCCUGCAGCAGCGAAGCCUGAGAAAGGUGAGCAGCCCAAGUCUGGAGACAGAAGCGGUUACAGCAGUCCCGGCUCCCCCGGGACUCCAGGCAGCCGUUCCCGCACUCCUUCUCUGCCCACCCCACCAGCCAGGGAGCCCAAGAAGGUGGCAGUGGUUCGCACGCCGCCGAAAUCGCCCGCGUCCGCCAAGAGCCGCGUGCAGCCCUCAGCAGCUCCCAUGCCCGACCUGAAGAACGUCAAGUCCAAAAUCGGCUCCACCGAAAACCUGAAGCACCAGCCUGGAGGAGGCAAGGUGCAGAUUAUUAAUAAGAAGCUGGACUUUAGCAGCGUUCAAUCCAAGUGUGGCUCAAAGGAUAAUAUCAAACACAUCCCGGGAGGAGGCAGUGUGCAGAUUGUUAAUCAGAAGUUGGACUUUAGCAGCGUUCAAUCCAGGUGUGGCUCAAAGGAUAAUAUCAAACACAUCCCGGGAGGAGGCAGUGUUCAAAUCGUUUACAAGCCGGUGGAUCUGAGCCACGUGACAUCCAAAUGCGGCUCCCUGGGCAACAUCCAUCACAAACCAGGUGGUGGCCAAGUGGAGGUGAAAUCCGAGAAACUGGACUUCAAAGAUAAGGUGCAAUCUAAAAUUGGGUCCUUAGAUAACAUCAGCCACGUGCCCGGAGGAGGAAAUAAAAAGAUCGAGACUCAUAAGCUGACUUUCCGUGAGAACGCCAAAGCCAAAACCGACCACGGCGCCGAAAUCGUCUACAAAUCCCCCACCAUCUCCGGAGACGCCUCUCCGCGCCGCCUUAGCAACGUCUCCUCCACCGGCAGCAUCAACAUGGUGGACUCCCCGCAGCUCGCCACGUUAGCCGACGAAGUGUCCGCCUCGCUGGCCAAGCAGGGCUUGUGAUGGGGCGCAGCAUCGCCGCGGGAGAGAGAGAGAGAGAGAGAGAGAAUGAGGGGGGAAAAGAAAAAAAGAAACGAGACGAAAAAGAAAGAAACAAACGCAAAUAAUCGAUCAUAAUCCGGCCUUCUUCCUCUGUUCCUUUUACAGCCGCUUCCCCACCCCCUACUCGGUUCACCAUUUAACCCGCUUUUACUGUUCAUUCAGCUCUAGCUCCAGGACUUCCAAAUCAGUGACACUUUGAGGUACAGAACCUCCUCUCCCCCCGUCCCGCCCCCCAUCCCCGCAGGGCAGCGGGCACAGCAGACCCCCACCCUGCAGAGCCUCACUGCUCUGCCUGGGACCCCCCCCGGCCCCCCCCCCAUCCCCCCCGCCUCCCGUUUGCCUGCUGAUUCGGAAGAAACCUUUUGUUUUGGCCUCUGAGAGCCGAGAUGCGCACGGAGCAAAGUGAGAACCGCCGCGCUGUGCGCCCACGCGGGCGGCAGCAGUGGGGUUCCCCUCCGUGGCUGUGCUGAGCGGAUGAAUUGAGGCUUUCCCCCUUUCCCCUCGGCAGCCCCUCGUGUCGUAGAGUAGAUUUGUCUGUAUAUGCUUGGACUGUGCCAGGGUGGUUGUUUUCAUAAACGAGCAUGUGUUUAAUUGAUGCUGUCAGUGAGUAGUUGGCGCUGCGCCGGGACGGCACCCGGAGGUGGGCGCAGCGGUGACACCCGGGGGUUGUGAUGGCUUUUUGCUUUUGGUUUUGGUUGGUUUUGUUUCUUUUCCUUCCUUGCAAGGUCAGCUCACAGCUCACAGAAGCGGCAGCUCCGCGGAGGGAGGAGGAGGAGGAGGAGGAGGAGGAGAGGAAGGUGCAGUGGCGGUGGUGGUGGUGGUGGUGGUGGUGGCCAUCCCGGCGCUGAGCGCGGUGCCCUCCUGGGCUGCAGCACCCCAUGGCACCCCAUGGCACCCCAUGGCACCCCACAGCACUGCAUGCAUCCCCUGCCCCCAGCACCACACAGAACCCCUCUGUUCUUUCACUGCUGUUGUUCCCGUGGCAAUGGGGGUUUGGGGGGGGGGGGGGGUUUGGGGCAGUGCUGCACCCAUAGCCGCCCCUCCGCCCGUCCCUUCACCAACCAAAGAGGCCGAGGUGCUGCUGGAGCAGCUCCACACCGCCCGUCUCACCCCACAGCCCCAGGAGCUGCUGCUGGGGGGGGGGGGAACACAUCCAUAGGGGUGCACUGAGGGCUGUGCAGCGCUGGGGGCUGAGCGGGCAUUGGGGUGCUGGGGGGGCUGCGGGUGCUCGGGCCGAGCAGGUGAUGGAUGGAGCCCUCACCCCCCUUCUGUGGGUGCUGCUGGGGCCACAGCGAGGCCUGGGGUGGGAUGGGGGGAGGGGUGGGGGGGGCUGUGUGGUGUUGGGGUGAGGGCCGGGGGCUCCCAUUUGUGGGGUGCGUCAUGGAGGGGUCACAGCGGUGCUGGAAGGCAGAGCCCCCACAGCCCCCUCCCCCUCAGCUGGGGGGCUCCCAGCAGCAGCAGCCUCACACACCGACCCACACACACACACCGAACCCCCACCCCCACCCCGACCCCCUUCCCCUCCCCACAUCUCGGGCUCAUGAGGGUCCAAACCCACACGGGGACCCUCCGGCUGCAGCCCCACAACCCCCAGGCGGGGGAGGAAGGGGGGGGGAGGGGUGGGGUGGGGGGGUUGGGGUGGGUGGGUGGGUUUGGGGGUGGGGGGGGGGAGGUCUGAUCUCAGUGUAUCAUUCUAGCUUAGCUGCCUGUCUGUGGUGUCCAUUGGUGUUCUGUGCGUUUCACAACUGGUUGGUUGACACUGUUGCCGUAAAAGUGAAUUUGGAAAUAAAACCCCAAACCCCAUAACUGA
Molecule: messenger RNA, 10120 nt
Organism: Gallus gallus (chicken)
Lineage: Eukaryota; Metazoa; Chordata; Aves; Galliformes; Phasianidae
Gene: MAPT
Product: microtubule associated protein tau
Exons: 16
Coding region: 5851-8271 (806 amino acids)
Biological process (GO): neuron projection development; microtubule cytoskeleton organization
Cellular component (GO): neuron projection
Molecular function (GO): microtubule binding
Source: RefSeq, a predicted model, not a curated record